AUGGCAACGUCGUCGUUUAGGUGGAUUCUGCAGCUUCACAGAGACGUACCAAAAGCAGCUCGAUUCUAUGCGCAAGGUCUCGACUUCUCUGUCAAUGUCGUCACCUUACGCUGGGCCGAGCUAGAUUCCGGUCCUCUCAAGCUAGCUCUUAUGCAAUCUCCCAGUGAUCAUGUUGCUGAGAAGGGAAACUCAUCGUUUCUAUCGUUCACGGUGACAGACAUUAAUAAAACAGUGACCAAACUUAUGGCAUUAGGAGCAGAAUUAGAUGGCACUAUCAAGUAUGAGAUACACGGAAAGGUUGCAUCCCUGAGAUGCCCUGAUGGUCACAUGUUAGGCCUUUAUGAGCCUGCCUAA
Microthlaspi erraticum is the source of this 354-nucleotide messenger RNA. The record is from the annotation of a GenBank genome assembly. Lineage: Eukaryota; Viridiplantae; Streptophyta; Magnoliopsida; Brassicales; Brassicaceae.